UUGGGGCAGUUGUGUUAAUGCGCUCUGAAAAUCAUGGCACUUUCAUAGGUAACCCCUGACACUUAUAAACAUGGCUGCCAUGAAGAAAGUACUACUUGCUGUUGCUGUUGCUACCUUUGCAGCUUUCAGUGGACAGAGGUUCCUUAAACUGAAGGAAAUCAUGCUUGCUUCCAGAGAGAUUCCAGUGAAACACCUCAGCUGUCAUUAUUUGCAGAAUAUUGAAUAUGGGGCAGAGGAUAUCACAAUACUGAAAGAUGGACUGGCCUUCAUGAGUACGGGGUUGAAGUUUCCUGGAUUACAUUCAUUUUCUGAUGAACCAGGGAAAAUGUAUGUUUUGGAUCUGCUGCACCCGAGGCCCACUCCAGUGGAGCUGCAAAUCAGCGGAGAACUGGACCUCACCUCGUUCAACCCACAUGGCAUUAGUGCAUACACUGAUGAAGCAGAUGACUCUGUGUACGUGUUUGUGGUCAAUCACCCUCAUCACAACAGCCAAGUAGAGAUCUUUCGUUAUGUUGAGGAAGACACACUCGUGCACCUAAAAACCAUCACCCACCCCUUACUCCACAGUGUGAAUGACAUUGUUGCAGUCGGAGUGGAGAGCUUCUACGCCACAAAUGACCGCUACUUUCACAGUGACGCACUUCUGCUUGUUGCUGUCUUUUUGGACUUAACCUGGUGUGACGUGGUGUUCUACAGUCCACACGAAGUGAGGAUGGUGGCCGAUGGUCUGCGGUCCCCAAACGGGAUAAACCUAUCUCCUGACAAAAGGUAUAUAUACGUUUCAGAUAUUAUGGAUCAUGACAUAGAUGUUUUUGAAAGGCAAGAAGGGGAACAAUUGAGGUACAUCAAGUCUGUAGCUGUUGGAUCACUUUGUGACAACAUCGAGGUGGACCAUAAGACAGGUGACGUAUGGCUGGGCUGUCACCCAAAUGCCAUGAAGUUGUCAAGCUACGAUCCUGAAGAUCCACCCGGCUCUGAGGUGCUCCGGAUCAAGAAUAUUCACUCAGAGAAGCCAGUGGUGAGCCUGGAGUAUGCGGAUGAUGGCCAUGUCCUUAUGGGCUCCAGUGUAGCAGCUCCUUAUGAGGGAAAGUUGCUUAUUGGCUCAGUUUUCCACAAAGCCUUAUACUGUCUUCUAAAAUAAUGCCGUUGAUCACUGUUGCUUAAUGAUAGAAAUGUUGUAAAGGGAUGAAAAAAAAAAUAAAAUAAAAAGACAUAUUCUUUGCCAUUUAUAAAAAAAUAAAAUCGUGCAAAAUAGUGACCUUGUAAGACAGGAAA
Oreochromis niloticus (Nile tilapia) is the source of this 1275-nucleotide messenger RNA. RefSeq names its product serum paraoxonase/arylesterase 2. Gene Ontology annotation, molecular function: arylesterase activity. The transcript is spliced from 9 exons. Bases 71 to 1141 code for a protein of 356 amino acids. The record is from RefSeq and is a predicted model, not a curated record. Lineage: Eukaryota; Metazoa; Chordata; Actinopteri; Cichliformes; Cichlidae.